Messenger RNA from Malassezia globosa CBS 7966, 1968 nucleotides. RefSeq lists its product as uncharacterized. The coding region runs from base 1 to 1968 and encodes 655 amino acids. The record is from RefSeq and is a predicted model, not a curated record. The transcript has a single exon. NCBI's taxonomy places the organism in Eukaryota, Fungi, Basidiomycota, Malasseziomycetes, Malasseziales, Malasseziaceae.
AUGAAUCCGUGGGCAAGUCCUUGGGCGGACGAGGCUGAAACGCCCUCAGCUGGGCCGACAUCCACGGUGAGCACAAGCUCUCCUCCGAUCGUGCUUGAGUCAAAAGAGGAUGUUUUGCCUAUCGUGCCGCCUGUUAGUUUGGACGUGGACCCAUGGAGCGCUGUGCCCGUGUCGUCUGAGCCAGCGAUACCUGCUGUCGCGGAUGAGCGGCUUUCGACCGAUGUGCAUAUAAAGGACCUAAAUAAACCGAGUGCAACGUGGAAUUUAUCGAUGGAACAGGCUCCUGAGCCGACGGCAGACGAUGCCCAUUUGGCAUCGCUCACUUCUGCCUCUUUAAUGAUGCAUGAGAACGUGUGGAACGAGGGCGAUCCCAUGCCGAGAAAUGAUGGCUCUACGGAAUCAGAUAAGCCAGAGGAAAAAGAGGAUAACAUAGCAAGUCUCGCGCAGGAUGCAGAACGCCACGAGCCAGCCACUGUCGCCUCAGCUGAAGCCGAUGACCCUGCGCAAGAUACCACAUCGCCGGCACCAGGUCAAUCCGAGCUUGUCCAGCAAGACGAAAAGCCACAGCUACCAUCACAUGGAACCAGCCCGUCUGACACUUCAGGUACCCAUGUGCUGCCGACCACAUCACAAGAUACCACUGACUCUACCGCAACCAUGGCUACGACGACAAAAAGCAGUGUCGGUUCGGCAAUUUCUCGGUUAGGAUCCCGCAUGACAGAAUGGCGACAAGCACGCGCAGCAGCAGCGCAGGAAGCUAAAAAAGCAGCCGAAGCCGAACAAGCGCAAGGUUGGAAACGUGUGACGCCGCCCACCCGACCUAAUGCGGCAAACACGCCGUCAACAGCAGCAGCAAGCCGGAUUAGUGGUUGGUUGAAGCGUUCGACCAAGUCAUCGACGCUAUCAGACAAAUCACCUGGUACGUCAUCACAAGCCGAGCAACCAAGCAAGACGUCGUUGGAAGCACAAGACACUCAGCCUGGAGUAUCAACGCGCGUAUCAGUGACAUCGCCCAACUUUCAGACCGCUCCACCUAUGCGAUCAGAGCUCGCACCGACUCAAGGCGCUAGCUCGACGCUAAAUGCAGACGACUUGGCGUGGCUCGAUGCUGCUACAACGAAAAAGGCACCCUCAACCACUCGUCCUUCUCUAAUGAGUGGAGCCUAUGAUCCAGCCCCGCUCUACGAUGACCCCUAUGAAGACACGCGCGGACCUAUCUCUGAUGCUGAUACUAUUGUGCAUCAGCCUGACGGCUACGAUCCUUACAGAUACGAUCCUGAUGACACGGACGAAUUUGGCGACAUCCAGGCAUAUACAGACGACGAUCGGGGAGCCGCGACGUUGUAUGAUGCUCCAUAUUCACCAAAACCUGGUCCGUUCGUCCAUCGCGGUGGUGGCGAACAAUAUGGAAGCCUCGAAACGAUGGUUGCACUGCAGUCAUCGUAUAAGGAUGAAGAGCCUGUCAUACCACAGAACAAGGCAGCUCUUCCUCCAGCAUUACCGCUGCCGCCACCACCAGCACCAGCAUCGACAGCAAGGACGACGAAUAGAAAAGCAGCCAGCGACAGCAAGACGCCUCGCGAUGCUACUACAGCUGCUCCUGUGGACUUGCUUCUAGAUGCAUCACCACCGCCACCGUCACAGAUCUCUGCACCUCCCUCCUUUACGAGCACGAAGACAACGAAUAGCUCAACGCUAUCCACAAAACCCCCUCCUCCUCCGACCACCACCUCCACGACUUCCUCCCAAAGUAAACUCACGCAUGCCGACCUGGACUUUUUACGAGAAUUUCUAGGUAUAUAUAUAGAUAGAUUGCUUGCAUUGAUUGAUUGCAUAUAUAUAGGUAGCAAGUGCCACUACUUCUUCCCUUUUGACCUUCCUUUGAAGAGGACAUGUCGUUUGACUGCCGUGAGCAGGGCUGCGAAAAAAAAAACCACGUACCCACAGGAUCGUAUUUCAUCAGACUAA